AUGUCGGGCUUUGGUGACCGGUUGAGCCAACGACAGAAAGCCUUCAAGAAAGGCGUGGAUGCAGAUGAUGCGCGACGAAAAAGAGAAGACGCGGCCGUGCAGCUGCGAAAGCAGACCAGGGACGAGGCUUUGAUGAAGAAACGCAUGGUGAACGAUCUGCCACCAGGCGGCCAGCUGCCGGAUCCUAUGGCCAUGAUGCACAGCGGUAUGGCGACCGGGCCCUCGAAUUGCGAGCAGAUCCCCGCCUUGAGCCAGGCGCUGAUGUCGGAUGACCCGCAGGCGCAGUUCAGUGCCACCCAGCAGUUCCGGAAAUUGCUCAGCAUCGAGCAGAAUCCACCAAUCUCGGAGGUGAUCAAUGCCGGGGUGGUCCCGCGCUUUGUUCAGUUCCUCAAGGAGAUUAAUCGCCCUGACUUGCAGUUUGAAGCCGCUUGGGUCUUGACCAACAUCGCCUCGGGCAAUGCGGAUCAGACACGCGUGGUGGUGGAGCACGGUGCCCUGCCGAUCUUUGUGCAGCUUUUGCAGUCUCCCAAUGACGAUGUGCGGGAACAAGCGGUGUGGGCGCUUGGGAACAUCGCCGGAGACUCCCCCAACUUCAGAGACUUAGUCUUGCAGAGCGGUGGCCUUCAUCCGGUCAUGACCGUCUUGAGAGAGUCUGAAAAGACCUCGAUGAUGCGAAAUGCCACUUGGACCCUCUCCAACCUCUGUCGUGGCAAACCUCCUCCUCCCUUUGAGUGGGUGUCCCCUGCUCUGGGCACCUUAGCCAACCUCAUUUAUUCCUCGGAUUGCGAGGUCUUGACUGAUGCAUGCUGGGCCUUGUCUUAUCUCUCCGAUGGUCCCAAUGAGAGGAUCACUGCGGUGAUUCAGGCGGGCGUGUGCCGACGCUUGGUGGAGCUCUUACUUCACAGCUCACCACUGGUGCAGACUCCAGCCUUGCGGGCUGUUGGGAACAUCGUCACAGGGGAUGACAACCAGACCCAGGUGAUUCUUCAGAGUGGAGCUUUACCAUCCUUGUUAAAGCUUCUGUCUCAUGCCAAGAAGGCCAUCCGGAAAGAAAGUUGUUGGACCAUCUCCAACAUCACCGCAGGAAACCGGGACCAAAUUCAAGAGGUCAUCAACAACGGCCUGUUGCCUCCGGUCAUCCAUUUGCUUCAGACCGCAGAUUUUGACAUCAAGAAGGAAGCCGCAUGGGCCAUUAGCAAUGCGACCUCUGGUGGAUCUCCUCAACAGGUGGAAUAUCUGGUGGAGAGUGGGUGCGUGAAGCCUUUGGUCGACCUGUUGGCGGUCUCUGAUGCGAAGAUUAUUGGAGUGGCCCUCGAGGCCUUGGAGAACAUCCUCAAGGUGGGCAAGGACAAGCAGCAAGAGAUGGGCAUGGCUGAGAACCCCUUUGCCAACAAGAUUGAGACGGCAGAUGGGUUGCCAAAGAUUGAAGCGCUACAGGAAGAUCCCAAUGAGGAAGUCUAUCAAAAAGCCAUGAAAAUCUUGGAGAAGUACUUCCCUUUGGAGGAUGAUGAUGCCGACAUCAUUGAUGAUGCCUCUGCUCCACAGUUCCAGUUCGGCGCACAGGUGCCCACAGGUGGCUUCAGUUUUGGUUCCUGA
Molecule: messenger RNA, 1596 nt
Organism: Durusdinium trenchii
Lineage: Eukaryota; Dinophyceae; Suessiales; Symbiodiniaceae
Source: the annotation of a GenBank genome assembly